GUUUAAUACCAAACUAUCGGCCAGUCACUACUUUUGUUUCUAUUCAGGAAGCAAUAAAAUAAAGUUUUUAAUUUCUGAUUAUUUUGAACAUGUCGAGUGCGGUAAAGUCGACAUCAAGCAGCAGUAGUAGUGGAAGUACCACGUCCGCAAGUGCGGUGGCGUCCACAUCGGCAUCGGGCAGCGGAAAUGUCCAGGAGUUUAAGAUUCGUGUACCCAAGAUGCGCAAAAAGCACCAUGUCAUGCGUUUUAAUGCCACACUUAAUGUUGAUUUCGCGCAGUGGCGAAAUGUGAAGCUUGAGCGCGAGAAUAACAUGAAAGAGUUCCGGGGCAUCGACGAAGAACAGCCGAAAUUUGGCGCUGGCUCGGAAUACAAUCGGGACCAGCGAGAGGAAGCACGUCGUAAGAAAUUUGGCAUUAUUGCGCGCAAAUAUAGACCAGAGGCUCAGCCGUGGAUUCUUAAAGUUGGUGGCAAAAUGGGCAAAAAAUUUAAGGGUAUUCGGGAAGGUGGAGUCGGCGAAAAUGCUGCCUUCUAUGUGUUCACACACGCUCCCGAUGGUGCAAUCGAAGCAUAUCCUCUCAAUGAAUGGUACAAUUUUCAGCCCAUACAACGCUACAAGUCCCUUUCCGCGGAGGAGGCUGAGCAAGAAUUUGGACGUCGCAAAAAGGUGAUGAAUUAUUUUUCCCUUAUGUUGCGUAAGCGUUUACGAGGCGACGAAGAGGAGGAGCAAGACCCCGAAGAGGUAAAAUUAUUGAAAGCCGCCACCAAAAAGUCCAAGGAGCUGAAAAUAACUGAUAUGGACGAGUGGAUUGAUUCUGAGGAUGAGUCUGACUCAGAAGAGGAGGAGGAGAAAAAUAAAAAGGAACAGGAGGACAGCGACGAUGGUUCUGGAAAGAAAGGUAAAGGGAAAAAGGGCAUGGAUAAAAAGAAGAAAAAACGCGAUGUGGAUGAUGAGGCGUUUGAAGAGUCCGAUGAUGGCGACGAAGAGGGACGCGAAAUGGAUUACGAUACCAGUUCCAGUGAAGAUGAACCUGAUCCGGAGUCAAAGCUUGUAAAGGAUAUGAAAGGCGUGGCCGAAGAAGAUGCCCUCCGUAAGUUGCUCACUUCGGACGAGGAAGAAGAUGAAGAAAAGAAAUCAGAUGAAUCAGAUAAAGAGGAGGGCGAUGAGAAAAAGAAGAAGGAAAAGAACAAAGAUGAAAACACAAAGGAUAAAAAGAAAAAGAAACAAUCAAAAGAUGACAAGAAAUCAAAAUCGAACGGUAGCGAUUCUUCCACGGACCUCAGCUCAGAUAGCACAGAUACCGAAGAUGACCUCAGCAAUGGACCGCCCAAAAAGAAAUCCUCAUCAAACAAAGAUAAAGACAAGGAUAAAGAUAGUGCUAUCAAGGCAAUUGCCAGUGGCAGCAAUGCAAACAAAUCACGUUCAGCUACGCCCACUCAAAUAAAUGACCCCAGCAAACGUAAAAUGAACAGCUUGCCCAGUGAUCUUACAGGAUCGGACACCAGUAAUAGUCCUAACAGCACACCAGCAAAACGACCCAAGAGUGAAUUGAGCAACUCGAUGCCAUCAUCAUUUGCGGGCGUUGUGAACAACAAAGUGGAAGACUAUGGUAUUACCGAGGAAGCUGUUCGUCGAUACCUGAAGCGCAAGCCAUUGACAGCUACUGAACUGUUGACUAAAUUCAAGAACAAAAAAACAGGAGUCUCUAGCGAUCGCUUGGUCGAGACCAUGACCAAGAUCUUAAAGAAAAUUAAUCCGGUUAAGCAUACCAUACAGGGGAAAAUGUAUUUAUGGAUAAAAUAAUUAUACCGCGUUUUUCUCUUCAUAAUUUAAUAUUUUUCAUUGUCAGUGCAUGUUUGAAAACUGGCUUAUUAAAAAUUAAAU
This is a messenger RNA of Drosophila hydei, 1883 nucleotides long. RefSeq names its product general transcription factor IIF subunit 1 (gene TfIIFalpha). Gene Ontology annotation, molecular function: TFIIF-class transcription factor complex binding; DNA binding; RNA polymerase II general transcription initiation factor activity. Bases 90 to 1802 code for a protein of 570 amino acids. Gene Ontology annotation, cellular component: nucleus; transcription factor TFIIF complex. Lineage: Eukaryota; Metazoa; Arthropoda; Insecta; Diptera; Drosophilidae. The transcript has 4 exons. The record is from RefSeq and is a predicted model, not a curated record. Gene Ontology annotation, biological process: transcription initiation at RNA polymerase II promoter; positive regulation of transcription elongation by RNA polymerase II.